Gordionus sp. m RMFG-2023 is the source of this 1182-nucleotide messenger RNA. RefSeq names its product ATP-dependent DNA helicase PIF1-like. Bases 1 to 1182 code for a protein of 393 amino acids. Gene Ontology annotation, molecular function: DNA helicase activity. The transcript has 3 exons. Gene Ontology annotation, biological process: telomere maintenance; DNA repair. The record is from RefSeq and is a predicted model, not a curated record. Lineage: Eukaryota; Metazoa; Nematomorpha; Gordioida; Chordodea; Parachordodidae.
AUGGCUUUAAUGGACAUCGAAAACGUUUUUCUUGAUCAUGGUUUAUGCUGUCAAAGUUUUGAUCUUCCUUCACCUACAAAAAUCCCCCCAAAACAACAUUAUGAUGCCCAUGUUGAAGCUGCCGAUUCAAUCAAGCCGAUUGAAUUAGAAAAUAUUCCAGAAAGAUAUUUCUUCGUGGAUGGCCCUGGAGGUUCAGGUAAAACGUAUCUUUACAAUACCUUAAUGUGUUAUAUAAGAGCAAAAAAUCAAAUUGCAUCGCCUUUUGCAACCACCGGCAUAUCCUCUAUUCUUUUAAAGGGGGGAAAAACCAUCCAUAGCGGAUUUAAAUUACCUGUGCCUAUCUUUGAAACUUCUACAUCCCAUAUGAAUUUACAUAGUUCGCUAGCUCUAGAUAUUAAAAAUAGCAAAUUGAUUAUUAUUGAUGAGGCCACAAUGAUGACUAAACACGCUUUGCGAUGCAUUGACCGAUUACUUAAAGACAUUAUGAAAAAUUCCCACCCAUUUGGCGGAAAAGUAAUUUUAUUAGGUGGUGAUCUUAGACAGACUUUACCAGUAGUGCCUAAAAGCUCCAAAGUCGAUAUUAUAGAGUCCUGUAUAAAAAAAAUUGCUGAUAUAGAUAGUCUUUCUACUAAAAUAAUAUUAACCACCAAAAAUAAAAUUGCACUUACCCUCAACAACGAUAUCAUUAAUAUAAUUUCAGGCCCUAUCAAACAUUAUUAUAGUGCAGAUUCCAUUGAAAGCGAUAAUAAGGAUGAUAUAAUGAAUUUUCCACUAGAAUUUUUGCAUACACAAACUCCAUCCGGUAUGCCACCUCACAAGCUAACACUUAAGGUUGGUACAAUUGUUAUGCUAUUACGCAACUUGAGCCCAAAGAAAGGACUUUGUAAUGGUACCCGUUUAAUCAUACGACAUUUACAUAUUAAUUUUAUCGACGCUGAGGUAUUGACAGGCACUAAUAAGGGUUAUCGAGAUUUUCUCCCACGAAUAGAUCUAGCUCCAAGUGACUCUCAGUUACCAUUUACUUUAAAAAGACGACAGUUUCCUAUAAUUCCUGCUUUUGUGAUUACAAUAAAUAAAAGUCAAGGACAAACUUUUGAUCAUGUAGGCUUAUUCCUUCCUGAGCCCGUCUUUGCCUAUGGACAACUAUAUGUGGCUCUUAAUAGAAAUCUCAAAAUAUUAUGA